Ipomoea triloba (trilobed morning glory) is the source of this 1233-nucleotide messenger RNA. RefSeq names its product 36.4 kDa proline-rich protein-like. Bases 58 to 972 code for a protein of 304 amino acids. The record is from RefSeq and is a predicted model, not a curated record. Lineage: Eukaryota; Viridiplantae; Streptophyta; Magnoliopsida; Solanales; Convolvulaceae. The transcript has a single exon.
AAGGACAAUGUUGGUGGUUUGUGGCACUUGUCAAGAUUCCUCUAAUCUCUAUUGAAGAUGAAGAAUCAUUUGAGCAGAGUUUUGCUUCUUCUCCUUCUUCAAUGGGGAAGUUUAUUGGUUGCCCAUGCAUGCCCAUACUGCCCUUACCCACCAGCUCCCCCCAAGCUCCACCCUAAACCACCACAUCCCCCUAAGGUCAGGCCCCCCUACGUCCCAAAACACCCUCCAAAAGUUCACCCCAAGCCCCCGCCCUGCCCUCCAAAACCUCCCGUCGUCCACCCGCCGCACGUGCCCAAACCUCCGGUCGUCCAUCCGCCGCACGUGCCUAAACCCCCGGUCGUCCAUCCUCCGUACAUUCCCAAACCGCCGGUCGUUCAUCCGCCGCACAUUCCCAAACCGCCGGUCGUUCAUCCGCCGCACAUUCCCAAACCGCCGGUCGUUCAUCCACCGUACAUUCCCAAACCGCCGGUCGUUCAUCCACCGCCCAUUGUCCCAACGCCGCCUGUCGUGACACCGCCUUACGUGCCAAAGCCCCCGGUGGUGACGCCGCCAGUACUUCCCCCGCCGCCGCCGCCGCCGCCAGUCGUAAUAACGCCACCGCCGUACGUCCCAAAGCCGCCAGCAGCUACACCGCCGCCGCCGGUGGAAAAGCCAUGCCCACCGCCUCCACCUCCAGUGCCGUGCCCGCCUCCGCCGCCGCCGGCGCAGCCAACGUGCCCGAUCGACGCCCUGAAGCUGGGCGCGUGCGUGGACUUGCUGGGCGGGCUGAUCCACAUCGGCAUCGGCGGCAGCGCCAAGGACACAUGCUGUCCAGUUCUAGGUGGACUUGCAGGUUUAGACGCAGGAAUAUGCCUUUGCACCACCAUUAGAGCUAAGCUUCUGAACAUAAACAUUAUCCUCCCCAUCGCGCUUCAAGUCCUCAUCGACGACUGUGGGAAGACUCCCCCGGAAGGGUUCAAGUGUCCCGCCUGAGAGGGUAGAUGAUCACUACGUAAUGAAAGAAGCUAGAACACCAGAUCAGAAUAAAUUGAAUUAUGGGGUUUUCAAUUCUUGCGUUGUACUGUCUACUAACACAAGGUGUUUUGUUUUUUGUUCAUUCCUAUCCAAACAGGAUGAAAAUUGUUGUUGUUUUUUUAUAUUAUUGUAAUUUGUAAUCACAACUGUUGAGAAUUAUUUAUAAAAAAAAUAUCAGCAGGAAUUUAUCUUUGCUAUGAUCAUAAUUGUUGGUAUUAA